Messenger RNA from Acanthaster planci (crown-of-thorns starfish), 4092 nucleotides. Its product is annotated as engulfment and cell motility protein 1-like. Gene Ontology annotation, biological process: actin filament organization; cell motility. The record is from RefSeq and is a predicted model, not a curated record. Gene Ontology annotation, cellular component: plasma membrane. Lineage: Eukaryota; Metazoa; Echinodermata; Asteroidea; Valvatida; Acanthasteridae.
GGAAACAUUUGACAAUUUGUUUUCCCCUGAGGUCUCAGCUAGCCUUUCACGCUCUUGACAAUGACUGCACAAUCAUCAUCACAAUUUUUGCGGGCACUUCCGGGUUUCUGGGUCCUAAUGACAGGCCUACAAUUUAUGAAUUUGAAAUAGGGCCUAAAUCAGGAGUUCCAUCCAUUAUGUACAUGUACACGUAUCUCACUAAUUCUACAUUGCAUUGGUUUUCCUGAAGUUGAAAGGAGCCAUCAAUUUUGGCUCAUUGAGACAACUGACCAACUGAUCAUCCAGCAGACCACAACAAAUCCAUGAUGACGAGCGUAACAUUGAUUGACACAUCCAGAGCUGACCCCUCCAUCAUCCGCCUGGCUGUGGAGAUGGAGGGAAAGAUUGGGCAACUCUAUUGCUGGGAUCAGAACAAAUCUCUAACCACCAUUGUGGAGGAGGUGUGCCAGAUGUACAACAUUGGCAAUCCAGGAGACUAUGCAUUGCAACACACUGAUGAUAAACUGACUUACAUCACAGAGGACAACCGCAGUGACCUCACCAAUGGCAUUGUCCUGAAGCUGACCGAUUCGCCGGGUAAAACUGCCCAAGAUGUGUUCGGCACCCUGCAGUCAGAGAGUCCCGAGGACAUCCAGCGUGCACUGCAGAGACUCUCCAAGGCCUCUGCCGAUAUCACUUUUGCUCAGGAGUUCUGCUCCCGGGGCGGAGGGGAGUUACUCAUUGGAAUGGUAGAGGAAGGUUCGGAGCAAGGAGAAUCACUUGCUUAUACUCUGGCAAGUUUCCUUGAGUUGAUGGAGCAUUCCAUUAUUCCGUGGGAGAACAUCACAAACAAGUUUAUCAAGAGGAUUGCAUCUUAUGUCAAUCGCACACAUUCAGCUGUGCUGCAGCCUGGUGAUAGCACAGUCACACUCAAGGCGUUGGCUAUCUUAGAGAGUCUUGUCUUAAGCAGACGACAUGUGAUUCCAUGUUCACCGGAGAUCGCUGAUCUUUACAACACCAUUGCCAAUGAACUCACCUUCCCAAAUCUAGUACCCCAUCUGGAGAGCAACAAGCACCCAGUGAUUCAGCAAUAUUGUCUGGCACUGAUGAAUGCACUAUGCUUGAGGGCACCAGAAGACCGUAAAAAGAAAUUGGAGGAUGCCCUUUCCUCGAAGGAGAUCAGAACAGUGAUAAUGGAGAAAAUUGUCCGUUCUCAGACCGUUGGCACGGAAAUGCAGCACCAGCUGUACGUCUUUCAGCAGUUGACCUUCAACCUCUUAGAGAAGAAGAUGAACACCAAGAUUGAUCCCAACAAUGAGAAACACAGAGAGAACAUCAUUGACCUCCGGCGGAUAGCCUUUGGUACUGAUUCCGAUGCCCGAAAACCUGGUGUCUCGUCAGUCAUCAAUGAUUACAAGAAACUUGGGUUCACAAACAUAAGUAAUCCUACCAUGGACUUUAUGAUUGUACCGCCUGGAAUACUAGCCCUAGACUGCAUGUACUACUUUGCUACUACACACAAUGAGAGUUAUUCCAAGGUUGUCUUAGAAAACUCUUGCCGAGCAGAUGAACAUGAAUGUCCGUUUGCAAGAACCAGCAUUGCACUUACCAAAAUUUUGUGUGAAAUCCUAAAAGUUGGUGAAGCACCUACCGAGACCGGCCAGGACUACUACCCAAUGUUCUUCUCCUGUGACAAUGCGUUCAAGGAGUUCUUCUGUCAGUGCAUCCGUCUCUUUAACAAGACCUGGAAGGAAAUGAGAGCCGAGUUGGAGGACUUUCCAAAGGUGAUGAGCGUUGUCAAGGAACAAAUUGAGCGUGCUCUGAAGAGUCAUUCUCCCUCCAUGGACCAGUUCUGGUCCAAGUUGCUUCAUUUUGACUAUUCCCAGAUUCUCAAGCUGAGACAGCAGGAACGCUCAGACAAAGAGGAAUGGAACUCCCAGGCGACGCCCGUUGUUGAGCUGCGGGAAGAGAUUAAGCCAGAGAUAAUGGAACUGAUUAAGCAGCAGCGACUGAAUUACCUCAUGAAGGGAACGCAGUUCAACAAGUACAACAAGUCAGGGAGGGCAAAAGACAAGUUUUGGUAUUGUCGACUGACUCCCAACCACAAGGUGCUUCACUACGGUGACAUUGACGAGAACACUGUACCAGCUGCAGAGACGCUUCCGAACAAACUUCCAGUUUCUGAAAUCCAGGAUGUGUUAGUGGGGAAAGACUGCCCUCAUGUCAAACAAAUCAGGGGCAAUGUCACAUCGGCUUUCUCUAUCCUUCAACAUCUGCCUGAGCAACAUCUGGACUUUGUGGCACCAAAUCAAGAAGCUUUUGACAUGUGGUAUGACGGCAUCAACGCCUUGCUGGGCAAAGCAAUGGUUAGCAAACAAACGGAGGAAGACCUGGAGAUGCUGUUGAGCAUGGAGAUCAAGAUGCGUCUCCUGGAUACAGCCAAUGUCCCCAUCCCAUCGGAACCCCCGCCCAUUCCCCCACCACCUCCAGAUUACAACUUCUACUACGACUCGCUCUGAAGUCAGACCACUGUUCAACGAGCUGACUUUGCUAAGCUAGAAAGGUGGUUUGUGUAUAAAGUUGAGCAGGAUGCUAGAGGGAUGGCUUUUUGUGUCGUCAGAUAUCGAGACUCACUUUCUAACUCCAGAAUCAGAACAAAAAUGAGUUGAUUCUUUCAUUGCUGUGGUAGUGUGAUUCUCAUUUUCUUCAGCAUAAUGCAUUUCUCGUUUCCAGCAUAAUGCCUAAGUCAUGGCCAUUUUCACCCUGUGAAGGUGCCGUCUUGCAUGUAAGACUCAUCUGUGAAAACAUGUGUUUCCACAUCUGUCUCUCUGAGCUAGUGCUGGCCGUACAGUUAAAGUUAGGAAGGAAAAGGGAAUGUUUGCAGCCUCAUAGGCUAAAGGGUAAAUUGAGAUUUGGGUUUUUCCAACCUGUGAAUGUGAUGUCAGAUAUGUUUGAGGGGAAAGUUGGGGGGGGGGAUAGUUGGUCCUUCUGGCGAUAGAUUUGUGUCCUUUAUCCUACUUUCCAUUUUUUAUGUUGCAUCCUGCAGAUUUGCAAGAGAUGUAAUAUUUGCUAAAAUAUACAAUCUUAAGUGUUAGGUGUACUCCAGUGAGGUAAAUGCAUAGUUCAGGCUUUAUUGCAAGAUAAAAUAUGUUGUAUUUAUUUAGGUUUGGGUUUUUUUAAACUGCAAAGCUUUUGGUACUUUGCCUUGGAAUUUUCAAGUUGAUUUUUGUACAUGUGUUUUUUGUUUUCAGCUGUACACAGGCUUUUGUGAUGGAAAUAACUACAAUGAGUCCAAGGAUAUGCUUUUAGUUUCAUAUGCAUUUCUAUAUGCUCUCAGUAUAAAUCUGGGAUUAUUCAUCAGGUCUUUAUCAUGACCCCUUUUUGAUAAAUAUACUUUAAAAUAUCUGGCCAUAUAUUGAAAAUUUCUGCUUUUGUGAACUGAUGAAUUUUGCGUUCAGUUGUGUUGAUAAUACUUUCAUAAGGUGGACAUUGUGUGUAGGGUUGCCUUUCGCAACAUAAUAAAAAUCUAAGAGUUGGUCAAUCUUACCGACUUGGUUCUGUGAAAUCACACAUUUGACUGGUUUUUCUGUAGAUCAGGUGUUAGUUGUAUUUUUCUACUGUAUGAAACAUUUUGUUAUAUCAGGAAACUUGUAGGCAGAUCUGGCGGGAAGAAUUAGAAUUAGAAGCCAUUACUGUGGGGCAUCCUGUUUGCAUGCAGGUGGUACCUUUGCGUUACAUUCCUCUCCGACCAAUAGGGUGGCGUGACUUGCUGCAGUGCUGCAUGCUCAGGUUAAGACAUGUGCAUGAGUUGGAUCGCUUGCCAGGUAUGGCGUCUAAUCAGAUUUGUCUAUAGGGAAAGGCUGUUGGGUACCACGGUGAAGUGGAACAUUUAUUAUUUCUUUCCCUAUGUAUUCUUCAAAAGAAUCUUACCAGUGUGAAAUGUUUCAAAGUGGGAAUAAUUCCUCCUGUGCAGUAGCUUAGUAGUGCUGAAUUAUUGCUGAUAAUAUUCAAUACCACAUUUGUACAAAGGCAAGCUUAGGCCUCUAAAUUGCCAGAGUUGUAAUACAGUACACUAACAAAAAGGGAAAUAAAAAGUCAAUUGUAAGUCCAAAA